This is a messenger RNA of Chrysoperla carnea, 693 nucleotides long. RefSeq names its product putative defense protein (gene l(2)34Fc). Lineage: Eukaryota; Metazoa; Arthropoda; Insecta; Neuroptera; Chrysopidae. The coding region runs from base 93 to 581 and encodes 162 amino acids. The record is from RefSeq and is a predicted model, not a curated record. The transcript is spliced from 4 exons. Gene Ontology annotation, molecular function: oxidoreductase activity, acting on metal ions.
AAAAUUAUUGUUACUUUUAAAUUGAACCUUACAGAGAAUUCUUUUACCAUAUUAAAAUUUAGUAUACUUCCAAGUUCGAUCAAGAGAUCACCAUGGAAAAAUAUAUUGUAUUAUUAGCAGCAUGCAGCUUCGUAGCUAUAGUUUCAGCAUAUUCAGGUGGAGCACCUGUUGAUGUGUGUGACGAUAUGUUACCAAAACAUCCAGUUGCACCACAAACAUCAAAACUUCCAUACACAUUACAAUCAACUAAAAGUAGUGCAUCCCCCGGAGAUCGUGUUAAAAUCACAAUUAAUGGCAAUGGUGGUAAAUCAUUCAAAGGACUUUUAAUUCAAGGACGUCAAGGAGACGAAAUUGUUGGCUCAUUUGAAGUAUCCGAUUCUGAUAAAUAUAUUAAAACAAUUAAUUGUCCAAAAGGAACCAAGAAUGCAGUCACCCAUAAAAAUAAUGAAGAUAAAAAAAGUAUUACAGUUGAUUAUAUUGUUCCCAAUACUAAAGGACAAAUUACAUUUUAUGCCACCGUUGCUGAGAAUGGUGGAGUUUUCUGGGUAAAACAACCAACAGCCAAAAUUAACGUAAAUUAAGUAUAAUAAUAUUGUUUUUAUAUUAUACUUUUUAUAAGAUGCUGGUAAGGCAGGGAAGAUAGUGUGAUUUUUUUAUAGUACCUACAUAUUGUAAAUAAAUUUUAAUAAAACA